AUGGCGGCAGUUGCGGGCAGCAUGUGCACGAGUAUUACUUUCGGCGGCCGCGCAAGAGCUUUCGUGCUCUGCCUGUGUCUCCUCGGCCCAGCUUCGGCAAUGCGGCAGACGGGCAUCCGCGACCUCGUCAAUGGUGCUGGGGAGAAUAGGUCGUUCCAGGACCUGCCCAAAGAUUUCGUGGCCACAGACUGGGCACAGUCGAAGCACCUUACGACGCUGCUGAACCUAUCGUUGGCGCAGCGUGAGGGCGCCGCCUCAGAGUCUGAUGCAGAGUCGGAGGAGGUCGUGGCCGCUGUGCUUGCAGUCACGAUGGCAAUGGUGUCGAUUGUGACGACCGCGUGGGAUCUUUGGGAGAAGUGGAACGCGGUAAUGAUGCUGCAGUAUGCUUUGACAUCGUUGCGAGAUAGCCCCUGGACCCAGAAGGAGCGGUACGAGCGAUACGACUCUCUCGCAUUGUGCACGGUGGAGCGCAUCGACGAGUCCGUGGACACCAUGGGUGUCGCGGCGACAUACUACCAGCUGCUCUACUACGCGGCAACGCAGUGUGCGCGCCCAGACGUCCACAUAAACUGGUUCGCGACCUCGCACCGCUGCACACGCGACUAUGCCCAGGAGCGCGUGGAGGAGAUGUACGAGCAGGUCUGCAGCCCGCACUACGGCCUGGCCCUGAUCGGCACCGUGGACAUGCUGCUGGCGAACGACACUGUGGCGGCACCAGAUGGCUGCGCCUGCCUCGCUGGCCACGCGUGCGACGGGAAGGCGUGGUGCUGGGUGCCAAAAGGCUCGAAUUGCCCCGACGUCCAGUUCAGCCCGACGCGCUGGGGCUACUCGAGCCAUACUCCCUGCCUGGCCGAAAGGAUGGCUAACCCAGACAAGGCGAGAGCCCUGAUGAAGAGCACCUGCACCAUCUGCCACCACGGCUUUUACAGCAACGCCGGGAUCAUCGAGGCGCAGCUCUUCGACGGAACUUUCGGCGAGGGCAGCGAGGUCUCCUUGAGGGACGAGCAGCAGCGGCGGGCCCUGAAGGAGCAGCUCGCGGCGACGCUGCGGAGCGUGCACAACAUCAGCGCCGCCCACCUGUCGAUCAUGCCGGUCGGUGGGCUGGAGGACCCAGAUGGGGCACCGCCACCUGAUGUUCAGCGCGCGUUUGUGGCUAUCCUGCGGUGGGAGGCCCUGAUGGCAUUCGACAAGCGGUGCAAAGAUUUCAAAGACACGCUGCCGACCAGCGAGCGCACGCUGAUGACCGGCGAAGAUCUGGGGAACGAGAAGAUCGCCCGCUUGCUGGUUGAUGGUCGUUUGGCGAAGCUCGGCACAUCAGUGGGCCGUACAGGUGAGAAGAUGAUGUAUCCUUUGGUUUCGAUCUUCAACCGCAGCAAGCAGGCAUGGACUGCGCUCUGGAAUCACACCUCAGGUCCUACUUCUGGACCUGGGGAAUCGCUUCUGCAGGCUGCAUACCAACGUCAUCGAGUCCACCUUGGCCAGCGGUCAGACCUCUGGGAAGCAUCCACCAAGUUCUGCACUGAGGAAUCCUUUCUCAAACAGGAUUUGCGAGAAAAGGCUGAGGCAGCUGGCCCUGCCAUCACACGACUGCAAGAGACUUGCGACGCGGUGCACGAUGCAGUUCCAAGGGAGGAAGAGCGAUCUAGAACCAUGUUGGACAAGGUCGAGACCGGACCCUCGUGCCAGUGCACCGGUCUUGACCACAAGGUGUUCUGCGGGGACGUGCAGGUCGCUAUGCGCAAGUUCCUCGUGCGCAACGUCGUCAAGACCGCUGGCUGCCACACGCCGUACUGCGCGCCGGAGGCGCGCGCGCUCGCCGUCCGGGCGAGGUUUCUCAGGUGUGGUGUUGUGGCGGGAGCCGUCGGCAGGUGGUCCAGGUGGUUCCGCAGUGCGGGGUGCAAGUGCCAGCGCCCAGACCACGUGGUCUUCUGCGGCGGCGCCCAGGUGGCGGGUCGGAAGUUCAGCCUGGAGGGGGACAUAUUGGCGAACGCAACGUGUCAGGCGCCGUAUUGCGCAGCAGCACCGGGCAGGCCAGCAUCGGCGGGCCUGGCACAGGGCGACUCUCUGGCGCAGCUGUCCCGGGUGCACUCCGCAGCUGUCGCUGGGACAGACCCGUGGUCUGUCCUCUUGUGGGUCCCACUGCAGCUGGCACAAUUGAUGAAGAUAUCUGCCCAGGGGGCCCUCGAUAAGGGCAUGGCGCUCUGGUGGUUUGCCUUCAACAACGUGUACGGCGCCUUCGGCACGGUGGAGGCAGUGAACAUCCUCAUGAAGGGAACGAAGUUGGUGGACAAGUUCGCGCAGUGGACAGGAAUUGUGACGUUCUUCAUCUGGCUUAUCAACGAUGCCAUUUUCACUGGUGUGAACGUCCACAUGUGCCCGAAGAUCACACAGUGGAUUGAGCUUAUGGACGACGUCCGCCCUGCUCUUGACGACGAAGCCCAAGAAAGCCUGACAAAGACAGAGUCAACCCUGAAGCGCAGGAAGACGCAGAAACAUAUGUGGUGCAAUCGCAGCGUGGGUGAUGUCCGUAAGGAGUUGGUCACUGAGAUUGCUGAGAGAUCGACGGCGGUGCGCCGCUUGCGCGAGUUGCACUACAGCACGGCGCUCGGAUGGGAACUGCAUGACCCUAGAUCUCUCGCGUCCCCGGAUGAUGAUAUGGCAGAGUUGUUACAGCGGCACGAAAAUGUUACCCUGCUCCUAGAACAAGAACUUAAGCCAGCGCGUGUCUGCAGCAUCGCAGCAUCUGUCAUGCAAGAGGACUGGCGUGCUGACGGCUUGGAUGAGGUCACCAGUGUAACGAUGUACCGAAGUGCUUGUUCUUGCGAGCCACCGCCUUCGGAGUGCCGUGCGCUUUCUGGUGCGUAA
Molecule: messenger RNA, 2865 nt
Organism: Prorocentrum cordatum
Lineage: Eukaryota; Dinophyceae; Prorocentrales; Prorocentraceae
Source: the annotation of a GenBank genome assembly